Molecule: messenger RNA, 320 nt
Organism: Closterium sp. NIES-65
Lineage: Eukaryota; Viridiplantae; Streptophyta; Zygnematophyceae; Desmidiales; Closteriaceae
Source: the annotation of a GenBank genome assembly
AUGAAGGGUACACUAGUGUGCCAAAACAGCGUACAGAGUGUUCUGUCCCUGGCUGCUCCAUCCACCCCUGCUAGAGCAAUGCAUUCCACAAAUUGCCACUCCCGUUCCACCCUAGCCACUCACUCACCAAUCCGCUUCGUCAUUUCUCUCCCCGCCUCUACCACCGUGCCUUGCCCACCCGGCGCGCGCCAGCACGACGACGAGAGCAGCGACGGCGGCGUUAUCAGCGACGAUGGGGUUCGAGAAGCAGCUGCUCGCCGCGGGAUCGGGGCCCACGCCCAGGAAGGGGCAGACCGUCACCGUGCACUGCACCGGCUACG